AUGGAACAUGACCCCAGCAUCGAGGGAUAUUGCACCUCGGACGAGUCGAGUUUUGCCUAUACUUCCGCGCACGAUCGGUGGUCCAUUAUCUUGACGGGAGCGAUUGCCGAUAUCUCUGAAACGUCGAACACCCUCGAGGACCCGGAUGCCAGGGCCAAGGGCGAAAGAAUCAUCAAGGGUCUCCGGAAUUUGCAGUUCGAGAUCCAAUCAGAUGCGAAACUGACGCCUCUGUAUGAUGAUGGCUCCGCUGAAAUCGCCGACUACAACAAGGAACUGGGCCAAAGGAACCCCAGUUGGUUGAACGUGUUUUGGCUAUACGGGGAGUGUUAUCUGUACCGAAGGAUUCGGUCUCUCUUCUUGAUGUCUACCAAGUGGAAGAAUUACGAUGUCUUUGCCCACCAAAAGUCCUCCACAUUCCAGGCCUCGAAACCGGCAAUUCUCGAGCUUGCAGCUCGGUACAAGACGGUCGUUCAGAGCGCGAGCGCCCUGGUUCAAGACAGGUCAUCCGAGGCGCUUCUGUUCCAAGAAAUGUGUGAAAUCUGCCUUUGGGGUAACGCCACCGAUAUGUCACUCCUCACCUCGCUCACCUACGAAGAUAUUCAAAAGCUGCAAGGGUCCGAAGCCCGGAAGACCCAGGCGAAAAACGUUCUGAUCAACGAUAUCCCCGCUGCAUUCGAUGUGUUGGACAACGCCCGCCGGGAAAAGAGAGGCGGGGCACAAGUUGACAUUGUACUAGACAAUCCUGGUUUCAAGCUAUAUGUUGAUCUUCUCCUGGCCGGAUUCCUGUUGUCAACGGGACUCGCGACCAAGGUUGUCCUUCAUCCAAAGUCCAUCCCGUGGUUUGUCUCUGAUGCUAUGCACGCGGACUUCACGAAUUUACUCUCCUGGCGACUACCGCACCUGGCCCCGGGUCUCUUUAUCGAGCUUAAAGAAAGUGACCUGGUUAUUUUCAAAGGGGAUUUGAAUUACCGGAAGCUUACCGGCGAUGAUACAACGACGCUAUUUCCGACAGCCAUAGGGCCUCUGGGAACUAGCUGGGGGGUCCGCACUCUGGCUCUAAGGACCUGCAAGGCCGACGUUGUGGUUGGUCUCGCCGAAGGUGAGGAUGAACGUCUGCGGAGUGCGUAG
Aspergillus affinis is the source of this 1128-nucleotide messenger RNA. RefSeq names its product damage-control phosphatase ARMT1 family protein. Gene Ontology annotation, cellular component: nucleus; cytoplasm. The record is from RefSeq and is a predicted model, not a curated record. Gene Ontology annotation, molecular function: phosphatase activity. The transcript has 7 exons. Bases 1 to 1128 code for a protein of 375 amino acids. Gene Ontology annotation, biological process: DNA damage response. NCBI's taxonomy places the organism in Eukaryota, Fungi, Ascomycota, Eurotiomycetes, Eurotiales, Aspergillaceae.